Molecule: messenger RNA, 3163 nt
Organism: Phoenix dactylifera (date palm)
Lineage: Eukaryota; Viridiplantae; Streptophyta; Magnoliopsida; Arecales; Arecaceae
Product: putative xyloglucan glycosyltransferase 9
Cellular component (GO): Golgi apparatus
Molecular function (GO): glycosyltransferase activity
Source: RefSeq, a predicted model, not a curated record
CCCAUAGAAACAAAAAAAAAAUUCACUCCUUUCUUAAACUCCUUCCUUCUUUAUUGUUCUCUGGUAUAAAAAUCCCAGCUUCAUUAAAAAGAACUUCGUCCACAUCCAUUACCUUCUGCUGCGGUAAUCUAUCUCUCUUCCAGAUUUAUUUCAUGUUUUCAAGGUGCCAAUCCUUCUUCGAGGGACUUUCAUAAUUCAUCGAUGGUAAUCAUGGGGUGGGAGAAUAAAAAUGUCAUGUUCUCCUUAUGUGUGAGUUCGUGAGAUCGAGAGAGACGUGUUGAGCUGUUCCUAUUCUCUUCCCUGGCGGUCCUUGUCGUGCCUUUCUUAUUGCCAGCGAAGGCGCAUCUCCGAGCGGGAACGGAUGGGGGAGGAGAUGGAGACCACGACAGGCCGAUUCGGUGUUGGAUUUGGACUCUUCUUCCCACCUCCCCUGUUCCACUGAAACCCAGGGGACCACCGCAUUGCCCUCCGGGCGCGAGGUCCGGCCCCCAAGCGGCGAGAUUCUUGAAGGGAACCUAAUCCCGAGGCGCAUUUAAGGGAAAGGCGGCACCUUGAUCGGUUUUUUUAAGGAUUUGAGCCGGUGGUGGUCUUCUCUCCGGCAGUCAUGGCGCCGUCGUUCGGUUGGUGGGCCAAGGAGACCCACCGCGGGACGCCGGUAAUCGUCAAAAUGGAGAAUCCCAACUGGUCCAUCUCGGAGAUCUCCCCGGACGACGACGAUGACUACGGUGUCGGCGUUGGCGACGACGGAGGAGAGGAGUUCGCUGCCGGCGCCCGGCCGCGGAAGGGCGGGAGGGGGAAGAACGCGAAGCAGAUCACCUGGGUGCUCCUCCUCAAGGCCCACCGUGCCGCCGGCUGCCUCACCUCCCUCGCCUCCGCCGUCUUCGGCUUCGCAUCCGCCGUCCGCCGCCGGGUCGCCUCCGGCCGGACGGACUCCGACGCCGCCUCAUCCCCUCAGGAGGAGAGCCCGGUGCUGCGCACCCGGUUCUAUUCUUGUAUCAAGGUCUUCCUUUGGCUCUCGGUGGUGCUCUUGGGGGUUGAGGUCGUUGCCUACUGCAAGGGCUGGCACCUGGGAGCCCCCAAGCUCCGGGGCCUCGCCUUCCCCACCUCAUUUGGCGUUCGAGAUCUCUUCGACUCCGUGUACUCCGGGUGGAUCCACUUCCGGGCGGAGUACGUCGCUCCGCCGCUCCAGUUCCUCGCCGACGCCUGCGUCGUUCUUUUCCUCAUCCAGAGCGCUGACCGCCUCAUCCUCUGCAUCGGCUGCUUCUGGAUCCGUUUCAAGAGGAUCAAACCGGUGCCGAAGAACGCUAAGCUUGGCGCCGGAGCUUCCGAAGACCUCGAAUCCGGCGGCGAGGAUUUUCCCAUGGUGCUUGUCCAGAUACCCAUGUGCAAUGAGAGAGAGGUGUAUCAGCAGUCGAUUGCUGCUGUGUGCAAUCUAGAUUGGCCGAGGUCCAAUUUGCUGGUUCAGGUGUUGGAUGAUUCCAACGAUCCCACGACGCAGGCACUGAUCAAGGAGGAGGUGGAGAAGUGGCAGCAGAAUGGAGCUCGGAUCGUGUACCGACACCGGGUUAUCCGAGAUGGAUACAAGGCUGGGAACCUCAAGUCCGCCAUGAAUUGCAGCUAUGUUAAGGACUAUGAGCUCGUCGCCAUCUUUGAUGCCGACUUCCAGCCGCAGCCGGACUUUUUGAAGCGAACUGUUCCCCAUUUUAAGGACAAUGAGGAGGUGGGGCUGGUGCAGGCGAGGUGGUCUUUUGUGAACAAAGAUGAGAAUUUGCUGACCAGGCUGCAGAACAUUAAUCUGUGCUUUCACUUUGAGGUGGAGCAGCAGGUGAAUGGGGUGUUCAUCGACUUCUUUGGAUUCAACGGGACGGCUGGAGUUUGGAGAAUUAAGGCUCUGGAAGAUGCUGGGGGAUGGAUGGAGAGAACCACUGUGGAGGACAUGGACAUUGCGGUCCGAGCCCAUCUCAAGGGAUGGAAGUUCAUCUUCCUCAAUGACGUGGAGUGCCAAUGUGAAUUGCCGGAGUCAUACGAGGCUUACAGGAAGCAGCAACACCGAUGGCAUUCCGGCCCAAUGCAGUUGUUUAGGCUCUGCUUGCCAGAUAUUAUCCGAGCCAAGAUUGGGUUCUGGAAGAAGGCCAACUUGAUCUUUCUGUUUUUCCUUCUCCGAAAACUCAUAUUACCAUUCUACUCCUUUACUUUAUUCUGCAUCAUCCUCCCAAUGACCAUGUUUGUCCCUGAAGCCGAGCUCCCUGCAUGGGUGGUCUGCUACAUCCCCGCCAUGAUGUCCUUCCUCAACAUCCUGCCUGCACCUAGAUCCUUCCCAUUCAUUGUCCCCUACCUGCUCUUCGAAAAUACCAUGUCUGUGACCAAGUUCAAUGCCAUGAUCUCUGGCCUAUUCCAACUUGGGAGCGCCUAUGAAUGGGUUGUCACAAAGAAAUCAGGCCGUUCCUCUGAGGGUGAUCUUGUUCACUUAAUAGAAAAAGAACCUAAACAACAACGUGGUGCCUCUGCUCCCAACCUUGAUGCCAUUGCAAAGGAAGAACCCAAGGCCAGAAAGGAUAGGAAAAAACAUAACAGGAUCUACCGGAAAGAGCUGGCACUUGCCUGCCUUCUCUUGACUGCUUCUGCUCGAAGUUUGCUCUCCGCUCAGGGUAUACAUUUUUACUUCCUCCUCUUUCAAGGGGUCUCAUUCCUGUUGGUGGGUCUUGAUCUGAUUGGCGAGCAGAUUCAGUGAAAGCUUAAAAGCAAUUGCACAGAGGGACUUGUUAUGUGGACUGCAUGAUCUUAAUUAAGGGAGGCAUGCACAGCUUGUGCCCCUCACCAGAAUCAUUUUCAUCCCUUGUAGGGGGAGAAUUUAAAAUUUCCUCUUGUUGGAGGUGUAGAUAUUUCUACGCUCAGCCUGUUAGAUGCUUCAUUCUUUCAGGUCUUAUUCUUUUGUAAGAAAGUUUUGAUGUUCGGAUGGGAUUUUACCUACAGUUUUCAACACAGUUUUACCUUUUUAUCAGACUUUGAACAGGGUGGGAUAACAUCCAUUCAUUUACUGGGUAGCAUUUUGUCAAUUCUUAAAGGAGCAAGAUUUACGUGUUGAUGUAAACUGUUUCUGAGUUCCCGAGGUCUCAAUUUCAAGAGGAAUGAAUUUAUUCGCGCAGAUAGAAAAAUUCAGCCA